UGUCUAGACUGAGAAGAAAGGAGCGGAAACAGACCGCUCAAUUGUACCAACAGAAGAGUAGUGCAGAGCUCCGACAAUGGAGCUGGCUCUACACCCAUAUCCAACGCUUCCCAGAGAUAAGCUUUUCCUCCCCUGUUACUCCCAUGUCGCUAAAUUCCUUACCAGCCCCUCAUUAUUCAACAAUAGCGCUCUUUUCCCUCAUUUUACUAGAAACCCAGUUCGGGAAACCCAAUUCCAAGCCAGAAACACCUCCAGAAACAUCAACAACAACCGGAGCCUUGUCUUGUCCGAGUAUUACGCCGAGGAGGAGGCGGAUACAACGUCGUAUUCGGAGGAUGACGAGUCGUCUUUCUUGUCUCUGAGUGAGAAGCCUGACAGGAAUAUGGCUAUGCUCGAUGACUAUGAGAUGGAGGAGCUUGACUAUCCCUCCGACCCUAACCAUCGCAGCGGUUAUGUGGCUGUACUUGGCAAGCCAAAUGUUGGAAAGAGUACACUUGCAAACCAGAUGAUAGGCCAAAAACUGUCAAUAGUUACAGAUAAACCUCAAACAACAAGGCACCGAAUUCUUGGUAUAUGUUCUGGCCCAGAGUUUCAGAUGAUUCUGUAUGACACACCUGGUGUUAUUGAGAAGAAAAUGCACAAGUUGGACUCUAUGAUGAUGAAGAAUGUUCGAAGCGCUGCUAUCAACGCUGACUGUGUACUUGUUCUUGUUGAUGCAUGUAAAGUGCCCCAAAAAAUUGAUGAAGUGUUGGGAGAAGGUGUGGGAGACCUCAAAGAUAAGCCACCCACUUUGCUGGUUUUGAAUAAGAAAGACCUGAUCAAACCAGGUGAAAUUUCAAAGAAGCUGGAGUGGUAUGAGAAAUUUACAGAUGUAGAUGAGGUUAUACCGGUGAGUGCAAAAUAUGGUCAUGGAGUGGAAGAUAUCAAGGAGUGGGUGCUAUCAAAACUUCCAGUUGCGCCACCUUAUUAUCCAAAGGAUAUAGUUAGUGAGCAUCCAGAAAGAUUCUUUGUUGCUGAAAUUGUAAGAGAGAAGAUCUUUAUGCAAUACCGUGACGAAGUUCCCUAUGCAUGUCAGGUGAAUGUGGUGAGCUAUAAAACAAGGCCAACUGCAAAAGAUUUUAUACAAGUAGAAAUUGUUGUUGAAAAGAAUACACAGAAGAUCAUCGUCAUUGGAAAAGACGGGAAGGCACUGAAACUACUCGCAACAGCUGCUCGGCUUGACAUUGAAGAUUUCUUACAGAAGAAAGUCUAUCUUGAGGUUGAAGUGAAAGUGAAGGAGAAUUGGCGGCAAGAUGAAGGGCUGUUGAAAUACUACGGAUAUGGAGGGAAAAUUCGAGCACUAUGAGUUCAUGAGAUACCAUGGCCUUAUCCCAUAUCCACCAAACAAUGUAAGUAAAGAUGGUUGAAAUCAUUGAAAAACGAAUGUGCGAUGAUGAUACAAGCCCUUUUUAUGUAUUAUAGGUAGAGUGGGAUGUUGUAAUCUUCAUUUUUGUAGAGAUUAGCGUUACUCUUUGGCAAUCAUAAUAUGUUGUAAUUCCUUUA
Juglans microcarpa x Juglans regia is the source of this 1542-nucleotide messenger RNA. Its product is annotated as GTPase ERA-like, chloroplastic. Gene Ontology annotation, molecular function: ribosomal small subunit binding; rRNA binding; GTP binding. Lineage: Eukaryota; Viridiplantae; Streptophyta; Magnoliopsida; Fagales; Juglandaceae. The record is from RefSeq and is a predicted model, not a curated record. The transcript is spliced from 9 exons. The coding region runs from base 77 to 1345 and encodes 422 amino acids. Gene Ontology annotation, biological process: ribosomal small subunit assembly.